This is a messenger RNA of Orbilia oligospora ATCC 24927, 474 nucleotides long. RefSeq lists its product as uncharacterized. Bases 1 to 474 code for a protein of 157 amino acids. Lineage: Eukaryota; Fungi; Ascomycota; Orbiliomycetes; Orbiliales; Orbiliaceae. The transcript has a single exon. The record is from RefSeq and is a predicted model, not a curated record.
AUGGAGAUUUUCUAUGACCCGAAUCCAUACAACUUCUUCCUCCUCUGUCCAACACACGCACAACCAGGGUUCGUUCAAGAAAUCUAUGAAGACGAAAUGGCCCAUCUCUUGUGCCUCUUCAACGGCAAGCUACACCCGGGUCUUUCGCCAGGUGUGGCAAGGGAAGAACUCUCUCGAAGGACAAAGCUAACCCCAGAUAUGAAAACAAAGAUUCAAAGAAGAAUGGAAGAAUUGGAUGUGUCUAGAAAUGCUUUGGUGGAUCCUAAGAAGAGGGCAAUUGUCGACGAGAGAUAUGGUGAUAGGACUAACUGCCAAGUCUGUGCGGAGCCGCCCCAGGUUAAAGGGCCGAUAGCAAUGAUUGAUCAGCUCAGUUCGGGUCUUCAGUCCCAUCCGCGUCCAGGCAGCAAGGAAUGGAGGGAAUACAGGGCUAACUCGGAAAGACAGCGCAUGGAAAGAGAGCGCGAGAACUCAUAA